Molecule: messenger RNA, 453 nt
Organism: Cucurbita maxima (winter squash)
Lineage: Eukaryota; Viridiplantae; Streptophyta; Magnoliopsida; Cucurbitales; Cucurbitaceae
Exons: 2
Coding region: 5-433 (142 amino acids)
Molecular function (GO): electron transfer activity
Source: RefSeq, a predicted model, not a curated record
AGACAUGGCUUCCUCGUCUUCCGCCGCCAUCCUCGUCCUCGUUGUCUCUUGCAUGUCACUUGUUUGUUCGGCCCGACAUCUAAAAAAGAUCGUCGUCGGCGGUCCUCAAACUUGGGAGUUUGGCAUUGACUAUAGUGAUUGGGCGUUAAAAAAUGGCCCUUUUUACGUCAAUGAUGUUCUUGUUUUCAGGUAUCCGGCUCCAAAUGGAUUUGGAUCUCCUCAUAGUGUUUACUUGUUGCCGAACUUGGAGAGUUUCUCCAAGUGUGAUUUUUCAAAGGCUCGAGAGGUAGCGAAUACGAGCCAAGGAGAAGGAGAUGGGUUCGAGUUCGUGCUCGAACAAUCUAAGACUUACUACUUUGCAUGUGGUGAACGCAAUGGGUUGCAUUGCAUUGAUGGAAACAUGAAAUUCUCUGUGUUACCAAAAGCUUACUAGAAGAAUAUUCAUGUUCUUUU